Molecule: messenger RNA, 378 nt
Organism: Sclerotinia sclerotiorum 1980 UF-70
Lineage: Eukaryota; Fungi; Ascomycota; Leotiomycetes; Helotiales; Sclerotiniaceae
Exons: 3
Coding region: 1-378 (125 amino acids)
Biological process (GO): mitochondrial respiratory chain complex III assembly
Cellular component (GO): mitochondrial membrane
Source: RefSeq, a predicted model, not a curated record
AUGCCACCCAAACCCAUAAACUGGCGCAUGUAUAGCAAAAUGGCCGUGGCCGGUAUAACAUGUUGUGUUGGUGGUCCAGCCCUCAUUUAUUACAUCUCCCCUACAGAAGAAGAACUCUUCCUUAAAUAUAACCCAGAGUUACAAAAACGUAGUUUGGAGAAUCGCGUGGGGAAACAGGAGGAUUUUGAUAAUUUUGUUGCGAGGUUGAAGGAGUAUAGUAAGAGUGAUAGGCCGAUCUGGGUCGAAGCCGAAGAAGCCGCACGCAAAAAUCGCAGUGGAAAGAUUGAAGAACAGGCUAAAUUAAUGCAAGAGAUGCAACAGAGGAAAGAAGAAAUCAAGAAGAGUGGAACAAAGUUAAUGCCUGGUGGAAGUCUUUGA